CAGUCCGUCCUUGGUGGCUUCCCGGUACUGACUACUGACAGCCCUCUCAUGAUCUCAGGAUGUAUGAAAAAAUAGUAAUUAUAUUACUACUAAUCUCGGGUUGUAUUUCUAAUGACGAGCAAGAGAAGCUUGUGACUCAGGAAGUACAAAAAACGGUACAGACAGAAACAGAUUUGACUCCUUCAGUGAAGCCAUCAUCUAGCACUCCUAGUAUAAGACAAGCCUCUUCAGAUUUUACACACCAACAACCCCCAGACAGGAGACAAAGAGCAAAGGAACAAAUGGCCCACCCUUUCUCUGAACCAGUGAUAAUAGGGAUUAUUUAUGCAGUGAUGUUUGGUAUCAUUACAGUUAUCCUCGCAAUUGCCUUCUGUAUUGGCCAACUGACAAAGAAGCGUUCAUUUCCUGUCCAACAUUCGUCCCCAGAAAAUGCAGACUUUGAAGUUCUAUAGAAACAAGAAUCUAGAAAAGUAAUUCAUGAGAAUCUGAUCCCUAAGCCAAAUUUUGGAAGAAGUCAAAGACACAGGACUUCAGUCAAAUGAAAAACGAACGUGUGAAUUACAUACUCCAAUAUAUUAUAUACCUUCCUACGCAGUACAACUUCAAGAUGAAAAUUUCAUCAUAAGGAGUCCAGGGACUCAAUGAUGGAAAAUGUCUCUACUCAUUAACAUUACAAAAUGAAGAGCAAUUAUUUCCUUUUAUGCGUGCUUUUGUGUGUUAGCGUUAUUUUUAUAAUUAAUUGAUUUAGAAUUCUGAUCCCCAAACUCCAGUUGACUUUGUAGUUCUUUAUGCCUUACUCUAUUUUAUUACAGUUCAGUGAUUGUGCUGUCAAAUGAAAGGCUUGUAACGUCCAGAUGAUAUCUAAGUUCUCAUCCCAGAAUUCUGAGACUUGUCAUUGUUUUAAAUAUAUUAAGGGAACCUGAAAUCCUAAUAUUUCUUUCCACUGCAAGAUAGGGUAUUACACUGAUGAUAAUGAUAUUUUAGUUACACUGAUAAGGCUUGUGUUUGGAGAUCCCUUACGUACACACAUGCGUAAACACAUAUAUUACAGAUAACAUAGAUAUAGAUGUAUAAAAUGACAUUCACGUUCAUCCUCUAAUGCAUAAAUCGACAUAAAAAUGUUUUCCUGCUUUAAAAGGUGAGAUGUUACACGUGUGUGAAUGACCUAUUUCAAGGAAUUUGUCUGACUGUCGAGUGUGAACCCUUUUUUUGUUCCACUGGCAGAGUUAUUUAUAUAAGAGGUCAUGGUGUCCUGACAAAGAAAAGAAUUAAUGACAUUUCCUUGCAAACUUAAUAACUCUCUAAAUGCAGUAUAAUGAAACUGAGUAUCUCUAUAAAUGCAAUAAGAAGGGCAAACUUGACAAGCAGGUGAAUAUGUUAAUAAGUUGUCCUGUAUUCUCAAUUGAAUUCUUUAAUCCAUCCAGUCCUAUUUUCUCUUUAGGAUAGUUUCGAAAAUUAGCCUAAAUAAUCCAAAAGAAAUUUCUAGACAUUAGACGAUUGCUUUGUAACCAUAGAGCUAUCACUCAUUCAUAACAAAACUUAAAAAGCAAUAUAAAAACAGAGAGGUACCCUCCUGUGAUCGUCUACUUCCAAAUGACUAAAAAUCCAUGUGGCUUUUUAUUGUGUGAUAAUUAAGUAAACAAUAUUAUGUACAUAUUUGGGCUCAGCAAGUUCAAUUUUUUUAAAUAAAUUAAAAAGUCUAAAUCUUAACCUACUUGUUUGUUCUGAGAGGGUUCUUGUGUUAAAUUAAAAAUAAGGGUGGAUUUCUGUUGUUACAUAUUUUUAAAAGUAGUUUUACAGUACUAUUGGGUUAAUUUAAUCUACUGAAUUACUCAAGCACCAAGGCAAUUUUAAAUGUA
Molecule: messenger RNA, 1859 nt
Organism: Lutra lutra (Eurasian river otter)
Lineage: Eukaryota; Metazoa; Chordata; Mammalia; Carnivora; Mustelidae
Product: glycophorin-A-like
Exons: 7
Coding region: 60-452 (130 amino acids)
Cellular component (GO): membrane
Source: RefSeq, a predicted model, not a curated record